AUGGGGGGAAAGCAACGAAUUGAUGAAAUCCUGGGCAUAAUUUGCGGGCAGCGUUUUGGUAGGUCGGAUGAGCUUACACGGCAUCGGAGGAAGCACAAUAUGGAACCACCAUUUCGGUGCUCAGUUUGCCCAAAGUCGUUUUAUCGAACGGACCACCGUCUUGCCCACCAACGACGUCAUCAGAAGCGAUUACAAAGAAAAGCAACAAAUGACUCGUCUGCUGAGUUGAUGUCGAAUUCAUCUGAAGUUCCACCUCUUCAAAUGAAUAUGAAUGAUAUGCCACUUUUGCACGAGUUUGGAGAGACCAAAGUGUUGAACACUGUGUCGGGAGAAGUAUAUUCUGACUCACUCAGCCCUCAUUGUGCCCAGACUCACACAACUUACGACGAAUCGGUACUGUACACAUCAGAUUCUACUGUUAAUCAUUCGUUUGAGACCGUUCUAUUGCCGGUCAUGGAAUUGGCAUGGUUACUGGAGGAGCAAAGUUGUGCCCAACACUGCAGUGCCCUAUUCCAUUCAAUUCGUGGCUCUGCGUCAAGGCCACAAGGAUGGCGGAGACAGUUAGGUGCCAGCUUUUAUCGUUGCUGUUACGAUCCGACACACCAACGCCGCGAUUCCGCAAUAGAACUGCGGCAACUUGGGCUUGAUUGCCUGUCCUCACGACGAU
Molecule: messenger RNA, 667 nt
Organism: Opisthorchis viverrini
Lineage: Eukaryota; Metazoa; Platyhelminthes; Trematoda; Opisthorchiida; Opisthorchiidae
Exons: 3
Biological process (GO): regulation of transcription by RNA polymerase II
Molecular function (GO): RNA polymerase II cis-regulatory region sequence-specific DNA binding; DNA-binding transcription factor activity, RNA polymerase II-specific
Source: RefSeq, a predicted model, not a curated record